UGAACUCAUUAAAGAAUAUCUCGAGUACAAGAUCAACGGCAUUGAGUUGCCCUUUAAUCCAAUGUAUGAAGUUAAUAUCUAUGAAUUCCAUCCUCGAGAUCUUACUGAAAAAUACCAACCACAAGGAAAGGAUGAUUUAUGGUAUUUCUUCACUACAAGGGAAAAGAAGUACAUGAAUGCCGGUAAUAAUGGAUAUUGGAAAUGUACCGGAGCUGAUAAAAAAAUCAGGGAUGAUUUUGAUGAGAAUAAAGUGAUCGGACUCCGAAAGCGUUUGAAGUAUUACGAAGGAACACAGUCAGAUGAAAAUCAGAAGAAGACAGAUCGAGUGGUUGAUGCAUGAAUAUCAAACCCUAGAUCAAGCCGAAUCCUCUAAAGCCAAAACCAAUGAACUAAAGAGGAAAAGAAAUGCAUCUACCAGUAUGAGGUUGGAUAUUGUGCUAUGCAAAAUUUAUUACAAAAAGAGGGCAGCCGGAAAGAAGCCAGCAGAUAAAAAAACAGUACAAGUUACAGACAUGGAUGCAGCCGGAAAUCCCCCAGACAGCAGCCGGAGAGUAAACUCCACCACCACCGAUUACGACAGCGAAGCCAGCUCCUAUGAUAGCGCAAACUCCACCACCACCGAUUACGACAGCGAAGCAGGUUCAUUUGGUUGUUAUGAUCAUCUUGAUUAACAUCAAUUUCAGGCUAGCUUUAAUAAUGGUCACAACAAUUACUACCGAUGUCGGGUUCUAACAACUUAUUUGCAUCAUCAUCACGAUUCGUAAUGGAUUCAGGACGUAGAUUGUUAGAUUAAUGAUUCAAAUUAGUUGAAUAAUAUUUUGUUUGUUAGAGUAGUCAAUAAUUUAGUGGUUUACACUAACUCAUGGGAUAGAUUUCUGAUUUUAUUAGUUAGUGGAUCAUUGUGAAAUUAUUUCCUUAAUUUUAGCUUUACAUGUUUUGUCAAGCGGACCCCAUCAUGGAUGAAAAAAAUUGUAAACCGUUAGAUAGAUCAGAACUAACAACUCAUGAUUGAUACGCCAAAUAGAAAAAAUGUGCGUCUUUCUUGCU
Messenger RNA from Spinacia oleracea (spinach), 1047 nucleotides. RefSeq lists its product as uncharacterized. The transcript has 3 exons. Lineage: Eukaryota; Viridiplantae; Streptophyta; Magnoliopsida; Caryophyllales; Amaranthaceae. The coding region runs from base 300 to 671 and encodes 123 amino acids. The record is from RefSeq and is a predicted model, not a curated record. Gene Ontology annotation, molecular function: DNA binding. Gene Ontology annotation, biological process: regulation of DNA-templated transcription.